AUGCGCACUCUGUGGCCUCAAUUACGCACCCACCUCGCAAAGCCUUCACACGAUUUGAACAGCAUCUCACGAGCCAUCACAACAAAAGUAAACCCAACAAUGUUCGGGACAGAGCAAACCAACACCAUGAACCCACAAGACAAACCACAAACGGAGUCAAAUGACAUACCACUACCUCUCCCACCACCUCCAAGUGAGGAGGAAGCCUCCAAGCUGGACAUGUCGAGCGGCGAGGCAACAGUGAAGAUGGAUGCUCUGGGGCCUUUGGUAGUGAACCAAGACGGCACGCUUUCGAGAAUCGAGAAUUGGGGUCAGAUGACGGAUUUGGAGAAGAGGAAUACGUUGAGGAUUUUGGGAAAGAGGAAUCAGGCGAGACAGGAUGCUUUGAAAGCGAAAGGGGAGGAAGAGAAGGCGUGA
This is a messenger RNA of Zasmidium cellare ATCC 36951, 417 nucleotides long. RefSeq lists its product as uncharacterized. NCBI's taxonomy places the organism in Eukaryota, Fungi, Ascomycota, Dothideomycetes, Mycosphaerellales, Mycosphaerellaceae. The transcript has a single exon. The record is from RefSeq and is a predicted model, not a curated record. The coding region runs from base 1 to 417 and encodes 138 amino acids.